This is a messenger RNA of Trichosporon asahii var. asahii CBS 2479, 738 nucleotides long. RefSeq names its product structural constituent of ribosome. Gene Ontology annotation, cellular component: mitochondrial large ribosomal subunit; ribosome. Lineage: Eukaryota; Fungi; Basidiomycota; Tremellomycetes; Trichosporonales; Trichosporonaceae. Gene Ontology annotation, biological process: mitochondrial translation. Gene Ontology annotation, molecular function: rRNA binding; structural constituent of ribosome. The coding region runs from base 1 to 738 and encodes 245 amino acids. The record is from RefSeq and is a predicted model, not a curated record. The transcript is spliced from 2 exons.
AUGCUCGGCCUCUUCCGCUCAGCACUCACCGGCCUCGGCGCUCCCGCCGUCCGCACCGCCGGCCCGUCACGCGCCCAGCUCGCCCACCCUCUGCCCGCCGGAACGCAGGCGCGAUUCCGCGGCUCCCAGCUCAUGCCCAGGAGGAUCAAGUGGAAGAAGAGCGCAAAGGGACGACCGGCCCUGCCGACGGGCGGUUCCGUGAAGGGAACGACGCUGCAGUACGGCGGUUUCGGCAUCCGCCUCCUGGAGCAGGUGCGCCUGACUGCCGCGCAGCUCAAGUCGGCCCAGGCUGCGCUGAAGCGCAAGAUCAAGCCCGUCAAGGGCGCCGAGGUGCACCUGCGUGUCUUCCCCGACAUCCCUGUGUGCGUCAAGGGCAACGAGACGCGUAUGGGUAAGGGCAAGGGCACGUUCGAGUACUGGGCGUGCCGUGUGCCGGCCGGCCGUGUUGUGUUCGAGAUCGCAGGCGGCGGUAUCCGUGAGGAGAUCGCCAAGCAGGCCCUCAAGCUUGCCCAGGUCAAGAUGCCGGUGCAGACCGAGUUCAUCUCGACCGCCUCCCCCCGCCGCCUCGGCAACCUCGUUGGCGACUUUGACCGUCCCCCCGCCGCGCAGAAGGUUGUCCGCGGCCGCGAACUCACCACCCCCGGUACCCAGAGCCAGAUCGCGCGCGAGGCCAAGCAGGCCGCCGACGCCCAGGCCAAGGCUGAUCUCGAGGAGGCGUCCAAGAUUGCCCGUGUCUAA